Messenger RNA from Prorocentrum cordatum, 373 nucleotides. The record is from the annotation of a GenBank genome assembly. Lineage: Eukaryota; Dinophyceae; Prorocentrales; Prorocentraceae.
AUGGAGGCGACGUUGACGAUGACUUCGGCCAAAUCGGAGGAGGCGCUGCACGCGCGGGAGCUGGGCCCCGACGACAUUGCUUGGCCAGCCGAUGUUGGCACCGAGGAAGACGGCGCCAUCGUGCAGGCCGCUGGCGCGGUGGAUGAGGAUGAAGGAGGCGAGGGGUCGGUCGCCGUUGAGAGCGACGAGGUCGUUCUUGCGCGCUUGCGUUGGAUGCGAGCUUUGGAGGUCGGCUACGUCUUCCGCUGCGGGGUCUGCGUCGGUCAGCUGUCGCAGGGGGGGGCCUCUCUCAAUGGGUGCAGGCACGCUGUGUCGCAGAAGGUCGGCGAGCGAGCGAUCAUGCUCGGACUUGCCCCAGGCCAGGACGUGCCGG